AUGCCAGCUAGGUUCUGUGUUUUGUUUCUACUUGCUGCUCUUGGAUUAGUAUUCUGCCUCUUAAGUGCUGUGUGUUUGUGCCAGCAGUUGCGGGAGACUGAGACAUGGAUGCCCAUGAAGACGACCCAAGCCAUGUCUCAUGACGAGCUCGUCUCGUCUGGAGACUCCGCCAACGGCUCCGACUUUGGCUUCCCCGAUGAGGAGCACGACACAUUUGACAACGAGGACGAGACGGACGACGAUGAGGAUUAUGACGACUUCUCUGGCUCUGGAGACGGAGGUUGGUUUUAGCAAAAAGUUCUUCAUUUGCUUUAGCUAGCUGAUAGAAUAUAAUUAAAUGUUAACAGUUUUCUCUUCUCUCUACAGUACCAACUAUAACAAUCAAAAACGACAAUACCAUGAAGUCAAAGGUAAGGUUUCUCGUAAUUAGCUAUCAUGUACCAAACGGGAGCCCACAAAUUGCUAAUGUUUUGUUUCCUCUUUUUCUGGUGUAAUGACUUGUAGGCCUAAUUCUCACUGCUUUUUGUCCCAUAGCCUUAUAUGAACGACAACAAGAUUACAGACCUGAGGCCCAAACCCACAGUUAAUGAGAUCCAAUUGGUCCAGAACAAUGAAGUGUCAGUGCGGGGUUCUCCCAAGCCUGAGGAGCACCCAUCAAACGUACUGAUGGCCCAUGCAGGGGAGGAGAGCAUCUUCAACAAGACUGAGGUCCUAGCAGGUGAGGCAACGGAACUGUUGAAGUUGAGUUUGUUAUUUAACUUUGAAAAAAGGUAUACAAAAUCUAUAAAAACACUUUUUGGGAAGCAUUUGUGGCAGUUCAAUUUCACUUAGUCAGAAAUGUGGCUUCAUUUGCAGCUUGUCAAAUCAAAGUAAUGCAAGAAUGUUCUUUAGUGGGGCUAAUUGUAAUUCCGCUCUGAUUGUAAUUCCGUUUCAGCUCUGAUUGCUGGUGGAGCAGUGGGGCUGCUCUUUGCUGUCCUCCUCAUCCUCCUGCUCGUCAACCGCAUGAAGAAGAAGGACGAAGGCAGCUACGACCUGGGAAAGAAGCCCAUCUACAAAAAGGCUCCCACCACAGAGAUCUACGCAUAA
Molecule: messenger RNA, 1086 nt
Organism: Coregonus sp. 'balchen'
Lineage: Eukaryota; Metazoa; Chordata; Actinopteri; Salmoniformes; Salmonidae
Source: the annotation of a GenBank genome assembly